Messenger RNA from Rhipicephalus microplus (southern cattle tick), 3203 nucleotides. RefSeq names its product calcium-activated chloride channel regulator 1. NCBI's taxonomy places the organism in Eukaryota, Metazoa, Arthropoda, Arachnida, Ixodida, Ixodidae. The record is from RefSeq and is a predicted model, not a curated record.
GUCACUUCGAGUCCCUCCACUCUGCAGCUCGUGUCUGAAGGCUUUAGUCCCACUUACCUUAGUUCACUUUGAUCACCGGUGGCCUUUUUUUUUUAUCAGCGAUAUCCUAUGUCAGGUCGUACAACGUUAUCGUGCAGUCAUGUUUUGCUCGUUAGCAGCAGUCGUACAACUCCUCUGUGUCUUGAGGACAGUGACCGCGCUGGACAUUGACACCUCGGACGGCGGCUACACGAAUCUUCUCGUCACCAUCGACGAAAGUGUAUCAUACGAUGGGAGCAUUAUCGGAAACAUUCAGGCUCUGUUUCGAUCAUCCUCCGCGUUCCUACACCGAGCCACCAGUGGGCGCGUGUACUUCAAGCACGUGAUCAUCGACAUUCCUGACACGUGGACGGAAGACAUGAAAGCACGGAGCGUAUCUCGGACCGCUUUUGGCAGAGGUGACGUGCGCGUACGUAAUUGUUCGAGAGUCUGCGAGAACCGCCCCUUCACGAAGCAGGUGAAACUGUGUGGUCAUCGGGGUGAAUUCAUCCAGCUGUCGUCGCAAUUUCUCGACGAAUGGAGUCCACCCACCAUGGCCAAGAGUGAGAGCUCAGCGCAUGUGUUUGUGCACGAGUGGGCCCACUAUCGGUACGGUGUGUUCGACGAGUACGGCAGUCGAGACGAUGACGAGCACCCACUCACUUACUGCCAUGGAGAUAAGGUAAAGCUGAAUUCUUGCUCCGAAAGAAUUCAAUUCAUGGUGAACACUUCUAUGAGCCAAACGUGCGGAAUGAGGAAGAACUGUCAGUUCACCAAGGACUGUCUGAUUGAAUUCUUCUCGCCAAUGAACUACACAGUGGAAUCAUCCAUCAUGUUCAUGCCAUAUGUGAGCAAUAUCAGCUACUUUUGCGAUGACAUCAAGAGAAACCGCCUGCAUAAUUCGUUUGCGCCGAAUAAGCAAAACAAGUUUUGCGAUGGCAUGUCGACAUGGCAAGUGAUAAUGCACAAUGAAGACUUCAGAAAGCUACCACUCCCCGACAUGGCCAAAUCAGUUGAGACAACAUUCGAAGUAGUCUCCAGAGACGACAACCUGAAACCAGUGGUUGUGCUGGUUCUCGAUGUGUCGGGUAGCAUGUUCAAGCACCACCGGCUGGACUACCUCAAAGAGACGGCUAAAGGAUACAUACGACGCGUUCCUGACAACUCUAUACAGUUGGCGAUAGUCGUGUUUGAAAGCACUGCGCGGAUUGCCUCUUGUCUCAAGCCCGUCAACGAAACCACGCGUGGAGAUUUCAUUGACGUGAUUCAGAGGCUGACUUGCCUGGAUGGAACUUGCGUGAGCUGUGGCCUCUAUGACGCCCUAACGGUGGUGCCUUACGACAGCAGAGAAGGCGCCGCCUUUAUCCUCAUGAGCGACGGUGAGUACCAGACGGACUGGUCCAUCGCCAGUGCAGCGCAUGAGCUAGCCGAAGCCAAAGUGAAGGUAACCACGAUAGCUCUGGAGCCGACGGGUGCCAAUCAACUCGAAGAGAUCGCCCGUGUUACGGGAGGCAAAGCGUACGCGUUCCACAACCUUCAGGGACGCACCGUUGCCGACAUCGAGGCAGCUGUGGUGGACGCUACCACGGCUGAGCUGGAUGACCGCGUGGUGAUAAUGAUACAAGAAAGAAACUUUUCCUUUCCGACGGAUGUCAAUUUUCUGGUGGACCACACGGUGGGCAAAAGUACGACAGUGCACAUUCGGCACAUGGAUCGUGACAAGACUGCUGUCGAUGCGUGGCUCUCGGAUCCUAACGGAGUUGCCUGCGAUGCGUGCAGCGUCGACAGAACGUGGCUCAGCACGACUAUCACUAUUCCCAACGAGCCAAAGCUUCCGCAGGCAGGAAACUGGACGCUUCACAUGAAGAGCCCCGAUACAAGUGCUGUAAGUCUCUACGUCGAAGUGAAAUCGCGAGCAAGGUCCACCGUAUUGGUGCCGGUCACGCUCGUUUCCGAAGUGAGCUCGCCGUUGGUGCAUGUCCCCAACCUCGCGAUAUACGCACACCUGAAAAAAGGCGUCAAGGUGGUCCUGCACGCCGACGUCGAUGCCGAAGUCCUGGGUCCGAUUCCGCCGUACCUGUCGACAACACCACUCCAUGACGACGGCAACUACCCCGAUAUUACUGCUAAUGAUGGCACGUAUAGCGGAUACUUCACUGCGUACGCUGGGCGAGGGAAGUACACCGUCGUGGUUCGGGCCAAAAACAAUAAUAGGACGACAACUGCUGAUGAUCCUUUUCCUGGCUCCGGUGGCAUUCCCGGCUCUGUCAAUAUCCACUCGAAUAGCGAAACGAGAAAACGGCCAUCCUCCGAAUAUUUGAUCGACGAGUUCGAUAUUGUUGACUCUAACAACGAUGGUGGGUGUACGGCGAGGCCUCACGAAGCAGGGAACUGGGAAACUUUCGAAAGGGCGGCUACUGGCGGAAGUUUUCACGUUGCCACGGACAUCUACGAGAAAGAUAUACCUCCCACGCGCAUCCGAGACCUCCGCGUCACCGACAUGGAGGCAUUGAAAAAUGGCAAGCUUCUAGUAAAUAUCACGUGGACGUGGCCCGGAGCACAUCUGAUGACGGGAAAAGCUUCCUCUGUGGAAAUUCGAAUAGGACACGCCUACGAUCAACUGACAUUGAUGUUCGAUGAACAAACUCUUGUAAAUGAUACCGAUGUCGUGGUUGGAAACCUGAAGCCGUUGCCACUGGGCUCCAAGCACAUCGUCAGCAUAUCCCUGCCCGUCGCCUUCUCCACGCCUCGGGCGGAUGGUACACUCGCCUACAGCGCCCUCCUGGCGGCUCGCGUCGUCAACCGCGACGGGCUGAAGUCCAACAUUUCUAACGUGGUCAGCGUGUACCACGUUCCCACGUUGCGGAAAGCGCCCUCUGCCGCCCCGGUCAAAUAUCAAAACUACGACUGGAUAUGGAUCGUGAUUGCUCUGCUCAUAGCGUGCGUUUUGAUAGCUAUUGUGGUGGUUGUCGUAAGGAAAACGAAACUUCACAAGCGAGAUGUUUACGCUAUUUUUGCGAGGAAACAACGACAUGCGGAACCGGACCCUGUCUAGCGUAGCGUGUACAUGCAGCGAGAAAGUCUUGCGGGAGGGUCUAUUCGUCCCUCGGUGUCACGUGACCCGAAAAGAAACAGGUAUGGCCUAUAUUGGAAUAGCACGGAAACACAGCCAAAAACAAGAGCCC